UGACAACCUCCUCCCAACCCCGGCUUCGCGACGGAAACUUCGGGUUCCUCUUUCGCCUCGGCAUCCAUUCUCGCCAUGGACUCGGCAAAAUGGCGAAUUUCCAAGGCCUGCCAGGAGUGUCGAGCCAAGAAGAUCAAGUGCAAUGGCGAGGAACCUUGCCAGCGGUGCAAGAUCCGGGGAUUCGAGUGUGUCUACCGGCAAAAGGCCCGGAACCGGAUGCGCAAACAUCAGCUGGCGACCGUAGCAGGAAGCACAUCGCCGCCGAGCGAUGAAGGGAAAGCUAGUCUUCCAGCGCCGACGGUGACCAGCAAGAGGACUCAGGGUAGAGACAGCCAACCGUGCGGCGGAGGGAGCCCGAGCAUUCACAUUCACAGCGUCGCCGCCACUCACCGGGCAUCACCGUCGUGCUUUCUUCAGCUGUACUACGGGCCGUCCUCCAAUUUCUCAAUGCUGCAGUCAAUAUACCACCAAAUUGAAGGCACACGACCGGCAUCUGAGUCUAGGGAGGAAGUCGAAGAGGCCGGUCCCGGGCUGGACCUCUUCAGCAACCGAAGGCUGUUCUUCGGCGACCUAGCUGACAGCAAACGAUCAGCGGCGUCAGCGUCCAACGACUCGUUAGCCAUGUUCCUAGACUCGGCCCUAUCUUACCGCCUCAUGGAGAGAUAUCUCUCAACAUAUUGGCAUAUUCUCCCCAUUUUCCCCAAGGAGGAGUACCGCCGGCGACUCGACGAGCUCACCGCCUCGCGCGGUGUCUUCUCCUUUGAGCGCUCCGAGGACAUUGUACUCAUGCUCGCUAUGGCUCUCGGGGCGUGCAUGUUGGAUGAGGGGCGAGUUGCCGAUUUUUUGUACCACAAGGCGAAACAGGGCGCGGCCACGCUCGACGACCAGGUCAAUGUCCAAUCGAUUCAUGUACCACUACUAAUGGCCCAUUUCCAGGCUGAAAGGGCUAGGCCCAACGCGGCGUUUAUAUCCGCCGGCACUGCAGUCCGGAGAGCCGUCGCGGCCGGGCUGCACAAAGACGUCAGUAUUCGGGGCGGUCAAACCCCGGACGACGUUUAUCAGAGACGGAUCGCGUUCUGGAGCCUGUAUUUCUGGGAGACGUGGAUAUGCUUCAGCCUCGGCCGCCCAACUUCCAUCCCCGAGCCAGACGCCAACAUGCCGGAGCCUACCAACGAGGUCUUCCUCCUUUCGUUGGUCAAGCUUGCACGCCUCAUGUCCAAGUGCGCAACGCGCAUUUACAACCAAAACCACAAAUCCCUGCUACCGCUCUGGAAUGCCGGGAACGAGAUUCGCCGGGAGCUGCUUCAGUUUGCCGAGCAGCAGCGCAAGGACAUGCACUUUGGUCUUGUCGGGGACCCCAGUACCGGAGAGCUUGGCGUCUGCCAGACCAUAAUCUCUACCAUGUACCACCACACCCUACUCUUGACGUUCCGGCCAUUCCUGGUGCUGCGAGCCAAGCUGAGACACGAAACGGCAUCGGCGCGCCGCGACGGCGCCAGCCAUCCUACCCCUCCACCAUGGCUGGACACGGCGUGCGAAUACUGCCUCGACGCCGCCCGGCACUCGAUCGGCUUCCUAGCGGGGGCAUGCGAGCAGAACGUAUACUGCAAGGAAAUCAGGUAUCAUGGCUUCUUUCUCGAAGGCGCAUGCUACGCCCUGGCCUUCGAUAUGCUCGAUAGUAGGGCAUCCUGCGAGGUGAACUUCCCGUGGAUCAAGACGGGCCUCGGGUGUCUCAAGAACCUUCUGCGGAAGGACAAGGUCUUCCCCGACCAGACACCCGUCGUCAUGGCGGCUAUCGAGCGCAUGCUCCGCUCGGCAAUGCCGGACUUCCAGCUUCAAUCCCCAUUGCAGGAGCCGCUGCCGCUGCCACUGCCGAGCAGCCGAACUGUGCUAAUACCACCAACUCCUGCACCCACCAAUACUACAACUGCUGCUGCUGCUGCUAGCCCUGCUACUGAGAGCCCCAUGAUGAUGAGCGAGGCGGUGGGUCGCCUGGGCCCGACGUAUCUUUACCCGACCAUGCCGUUCGGGUUCGACGCUAACGGGCCGCCGCCAGUCGCGGCAACAAGCCCCAUUCCAUCGGGAGAUCAGGUUUUUGACUUGACGAUGGAGGACAUGGGCUGGAACUAUGACUUUGCGACUAUGGAUAUGGAAGCCUUCUUGUCCAUAGACGCGAAUCAGGACUUGAACUUGGGUACCUAGUUGAAUCUUGCCUUGUUCUUUUUAAUAUAUAUAUAUACAUAUAUAUUAUUUAUUUUACUUUUACCACAGGCGUUUAGGGCUGCUAUUGCUACAGGGCUUCAGCCCUGCUACAAAACAGGGAUUGGAAAGGAAGGGAGGAAGUGGAGAGAAGAGGGCGGAUAUAGAGUACAAAUGUCUGAUCCGAAUUGAACCUCGUCAGCAAUUGUCAUAUUUUCCUAAUCCGUAGAAGACGAUUACUAAGGGGGGCCCUGUCGGUCAUUGGCCGAGGAUGGGUCGGAUUUAAGGUCUCCGGAUAUACGGACACCGGGAUAUACGGAUAUACGGAUACUCGGAAUGUUUGAUCUCAUCUGUCAAGACUUUUCGCUAUAUCAGCGUGGUGGUUCUGAUACAAAGAAAAGGCGAG
Molecule: messenger RNA, 2605 nt
Organism: Phialemonium atrogriseum
Lineage: Eukaryota; Fungi; Ascomycota; Sordariomycetes; Cephalothecales; Cephalothecaceae
Exons: 5
Coding region: 76-2202 (708 amino acids)
Biological process (GO): positive regulation of transcription from RNA polymerase II promoter by galactose; DNA-templated transcription
Cellular component (GO): nucleus
Molecular function (GO): DNA-binding transcription factor activity, RNA polymerase II-specific; RNA polymerase II cis-regulatory region sequence-specific DNA binding; zinc ion binding
Source: RefSeq, a predicted model, not a curated record